AUGCGGCCGAUCGCGACUCACGAUGGAUCAGCGAACGGGGACGCAUUCAAGAGUGACAAGAGUGAACGGUUUGACGCACGAGCGCGGUCAAUGAUUGUUCACGCGUACGGUGAUGGGCGACGAGGGGGUCCGAACACGCACUACGGUGAAUGUGACUUGGAGUCGACGUUACCUACUACAGUAGCGGACUGGAGCGUUGACGCACAUGUGAAGGUCGAAACGGCCGAUUACGAACGAAGAAACACAACGCGAAACAGAACGCUCGUAUUCCAAACGGCGGGUAUACGGGAAAGUGGUCGACGGACGGAUUUGGACACUCGAUCAACAACAAAAGAUGGCGCGGUUACAAAAACAACAUCGGCCGGCCAAGCACGAAAGUGGGUAGAGAACAGAAUGACGGUGGUAGCCGCGGCCACAAGCGAUCACGGGAUCGGGUUGUGA
Messenger RNA from Macrosiphum euphorbiae (potato aphid), 441 nucleotides. The record is from the annotation of a GenBank genome assembly. NCBI's taxonomy places the organism in Eukaryota, Metazoa, Arthropoda, Insecta, Hemiptera, Aphididae.